Molecule: messenger RNA, 2510 nt
Organism: Bombina bombina (fire-bellied toad)
Lineage: Eukaryota; Metazoa; Chordata; Amphibia; Anura; Bombinatoridae
Gene: BHLHA9
Product: basic helix-loop-helix family member a9
Exons: 1
Coding region: 92-832 (246 amino acids)
Biological process (GO): regulation of transcription by RNA polymerase II; developmental process
Molecular function (GO): protein dimerization activity; RNA polymerase II transcription regulatory region sequence-specific DNA binding; DNA-binding transcription factor activity, RNA polymerase II-specific
Source: RefSeq, a predicted model, not a curated record
UAGCUCUAAACCUUUAAAAGCACUUUUUCUGCCUUGGAAAUUCAGACACCGAAACUUAAACUAUCAAAGAUCUGAAUCAGUAGCAGCUGCUAUGAGCCUUACUGAGUCAGACUUCUCAGAAGAUGAGCAUGAGCUCAGUGGUGAACAGGAUGCUAGCAGUGAUCAAUCCUUGGAGACAUUCCAAGGGCAAGAGAGUGGGAGUGAGGUAGAGGAAGCAAAACCCAAGAAACGAAACAGACCAGUGAGGUCCAAGGCUAGAAGGAUAGCAGCCAAUGUCAGAGAACGAAAGAGAAUCUUGGACUACAAUCAAGCUUUCAAUUCCCUGAGGUUGGUCCUGAAGCAUGACUUGAGUGGCAAGAGGUUAUCCAAGAUAGCAACCUUAAAGAGGGCGAUCAACAGGAUAUCAUCACUAUCCAUGCUCUUGCACUCAAGCCCUCCACAGAAAUGUCACUUGCAAUGUGACCAGCACAGUUAUCCAGAGAUAAAGGACAGCUGUUCUCAGUCCUUUAUGAUGCCAACACAGACACAUCAAACUAUACCGUCCAAUACCAGCUAUGGAGAUAUUGCCCAUCUACAGCAACACAAUUCUCCUCACUACUCCAGACUCUCACCAGAGACUCCUUAUUUCCAUUGCCAAUAUGGGAGCCCAACGGACGACGAUUUGAUGCCCAGCUCUGCUUACUACACCCAUGGGAAUUACAACAUUGGUAUUAGGAAUACCUGCUUCCAGAAUCAUAUAGACAACCUUAUUGAGCCUUCUACUGGACCCUUACCCUGGCAGUUUGGGUGCCUACAAGCACCUGGUUAUCAACAUUCUCUUCAAAUGCACUGACCCAAGCCCUGCGAUGACUGAGAGGAUCCAUACAUAUAGACUGUGCCCUUGGUAAAAUCUAGAGAUGAAAGACCUGUAUCACAAGGAGUUAAAAGGAUAGAAAAAUAUAUAGAUCAUCGGGCCCUAGAUAUUACUAUAACAGGCAAAAUAUUUCCAUAUGUGACUACUCUUCCUUUUUAACUCCAUGGCUGUUUAAGAGAGCUGUGACCAACUUUACAAUGCAUCUGGCAUCCAAGCAGUUAAUGUAGUAAUGAAAAAUCAGCAUUACUGUGGAGGAUUGGGGAGGUCUGAGUACUUAGUUUAACAUUGUAUGGUAUGGUAAUGUACAAAUGCAUUGGUACAGGAAAGCUAAUAAUUCAUUCUUAGCACAUUGUGAGCAACCAAGCAAAGACAGUAUUUUACCUUUCUGUUAUAAGAUAGAUAGUGUUUAUACCAUACUCAAUACGGUAUGUCAAUCAUCAGGUGAUAUUUAUUAGAUUUAAAAAUCAGAUAAUGUGUUUUUUUAUCUUCUGCAAUGUAAAAAGCCGAUAUAAAGUAAUUUUUUUAAUUAUUGCCCCAAACACACAUACACAAAUAUAUUAAUAAUAUGCUUAGGAAGAUUUGUUUCUUUGUAAGCUAAAAAUUGUUUAUUCAUGAAUUGAUUUAUGUUCUGUUAAUACAGUGUAUUAGUAUCAAUAUGAAAGAUUUAUUUUUACAAUAAAGUGUGUGUCUUUAUCCACAAUAUAAAUGUUGUGUUGGGUUAAUAAAUGCUGCUUGUUACUCUUUGUACAAUAUAUUUACAAAGGUAAGUUAAUUUACUAUAUUGAGAAAAAAACAAUCUCUAUGAUUCCUAAGUUAUUUAAUGAAUAUGAAAAAGGAAAUGGAGACACUGUUCUCACUUGAGCAAAAAGACCAUAGCUAAUGUAUCCUAAAGAUACAUAACUGCUAUUCACUAAACAAACUUUAAUUGAUGUUCAGUGAUGAGGAAUGCUGCUAAAGAUAAAAAGACCCAGAUGCGACUGUUAAUGAUGAUUUGUGACACAUAUCUUGUUAUGUAUUGUUUAUAGCCAGUAUUAAAAGAAAUAAAACCUUUUCUAGGGGCCUAUUUAUUAAUGUGCGAGCAGACAUGAUGCGAUGUAGCGUAUCAUGUCCGCUGCACAUCGAUAAAUGCCGACAGCAUACGCUGACGGCAUUUAUCAUUGCACCAGCAGUUCUUGUAAACUCCCCCUGUAGAUUCGUGGCCAAUCGGCCGCUAGCAGGGGGUGUCAAUCAUCCCGAUCGUAUUCGAUCAGGUUGAUUUCUGUCCGCUGCCUCAGAGCAGGCUGACAGGUUAUGGAGCAGUGGUCUUUAGGCCGCUGCUUCAUAACUUCUGUUUCCCGCGAGCCUGAAGGUUCACACGAAAACAGGGGCAUCAAGCGUCAUACGGACCUUGAUAAAUAUGCCCCAUAGUCUCAAUUCUGUCAUGUGACACUGUUUUUAUCUGUUUUAAAAAGUACAAUGAACUGGAUAACAAUGUCACUAGUUCACCUUAUUGUUCCUGUGCUGACCUUGCAGAUAAUGUGCAACAUCAGCCUAUAUCCUGCAUUUGCUGUCGUGUCCCAUCACCACUUUGUAUGUUAAUGUGCUGAAAAAUGUGCAAAAUGAUUGUAAAUUAGAUUAUUUUGUUAUUUGGAAAUAAAGAUUUUAUAUUCUUUAAAAA